Molecule: messenger RNA, 1570 nt
Organism: Paramisgurnus dabryanus
Lineage: Eukaryota; Metazoa; Chordata; Actinopteri; Cypriniformes; Cobitidae
Source: RefSeq, a predicted model, not a curated record
GAUCGCGGAGCGAAAGUCCGCAACAGGUCGCGUGUUGACAGGCAGGUGAUAUUCCACGAGAAUAUACAGAAAUAUGGCAGAGUCGCCCGUUUUACUAGGCAGAGAUGAAGUCGAACGUUUACUUACUUUCGAGGAUCUGAUUCCCAAACUAGAGUCCGCGAUGGGAAAGUUUUCCAAACGGGACAGUUCAGAAAUCAUUCAGCCUGUGAGAUCUGUAGUGCCCAUACAGAAGCACAAUGGGUUUUUGGGUCUGAUGCCUGCUUAUAUGGCCGCUGAGGGUAUUUUAUGCACUAAAAUGGUGGCUUUCUACAAACGUGAAGAGGGCUGCAGUUUUCCAUCAACUCAAGCCACCGUGUUACUGUUUGAUCCCGAACAAGGUCACGUGACUGCGAUAAUGAAUGGGGAGGCCAUCACAGCCACACGAACAGCAGCAGUGUCGGCUAUAUCGGCUAAACUAUUAAAACCAGCUACGUCAGAGGUGUUGUGCAUCCUCGGUUCAGGACAGCAAGCCAGAAGCCAUUAUGAUGUUUUUACAAAGGUCUUCAAGUUCAAAGAGGUCCGUGUGUGGAGCAGACGAAGAGAAACGGCUCAGAGGUUUGUAGAUGACCUCCAAGAUCCUGUUAGAGUUUGUUCUUCUGUAAAAGAGGCGGUGACGGGAGCUGACGUUAUAGUCACAGCCACAGGUGCGAGUGAGCCGAUACUCUUGGGUGAAUGGGUCAAAUCAGGUGCACACAUAGCAGCGGUUGGCGCCUGUCGUCCAGACUGGAGGGAAUUAGACGAUGUGUUGAUGAGAGAUGCUGUGGUGUAUGUGGACAGCAGAGAGGGAGCUAAUGCAGAGUCAGGAGACAUCGUCAUGUCUGGGGCUCAGGUUUUCGCAGAGCUUGGAGAGGUUAUAAAUGGAUCCCGUCCUGCCCAGCGUGAGAAGACCACAGUUUUCAAGUCACUGGGUAUGGGAAUACAGGAUGCUGUCUCGGCCAAACUCGUGUUCGACAAGUGGAAAAGUCAACAGUGAAGAACCAAAAUGUGCAUCUUCUCUUCCACAACUCCAAAAAGUUUUUACCCUUUGAGCCAAUCAAUGAUUGACAGCUUAAUAAAAUGUGCUCAGCUGUCACAUAUUCUGUUAAUGCUUAAGAAUUACAAAUCAAUGAAUAUAUCUCACAUCACUUUGUAUUAUGCUUUAUGUGAUUUGUGGUAUAUUUUCUACUGUGUCCUAACUGUGGGUUUUCAAACUGGGGUCCAAAGAAAACUUCAAGAGGAAAAAACAAAUCAAAAAUUGUAAAAGUCUUGUACAAGUUUAAGUUUCGUCUUUAUAACAUCACAGUUACUAUUUAUCAAACACAGUUAAAAUGUUUCUUGACACAAAAUAUGGAUAUAUCACUCUCAAAAAAGGUUUAUCGAACGUGGGGGUCCCUGCCAUCAUAAAUGUCUUAAGCAGCCAUGACAACAUCAAAUGAUGAACUACAAACAGUACUGUAACCCACCCACAAUAAAAACUCACUGAUCCCAAAUUCAGCUUCACAUUUAUAUUAAACACAUCCUGAUUGGCUGUGAUUGUGUUGCAUCACAGCAC